GACGCAGCGGCUGCGUAGGCGGACGGCAACGGACACGGACACGGAUAACCUCUGCGAGCAGAUGGAUCCGGGCCGGGUGCGGACGCUGCCGCUCCUGCUGGGGGCCUGGUCCUGGGCGCUCAUGGGGACCCUCGCGGCGCGCACCGGACCCGUCCGCGGGGUCACCGCGUGGCCAGGCCUCCUGGGGGGCGUCGUCGCCAACGUGCACGUCAGCCACCCGGGGCGGUCGGGCCACCACUCGCCGACGGCCAAGCAGGCGGACGCUGCCGCCGCCGACCUGACGACCGCGGCGCAGACCUACGCCCAGUACGACCACUUCGACGCCCGCGCCCCGCACCAGCCCGUCAGCGUGUACCAGGAGUUCCGGCUGCAGCAGCACCACCCGCCCUCGGCACAGUACACGACGCCGCCGGACACGGUCGCCGACACCACCACGUUCGCGCCGACGUACUACUCGGAGCAGACGGGCGCGGCACCGCCGGCGCCGCCGCAGCCCGCCCUCCACACCUACGCGCCGCACGCCGCUCAGGAGCCGACGCCCGCCGCGUCCAGCCCGCGGCCGGCGGCCAAGAGCCUCGGCCACCACGAGAGCACCCUCCACCACGAGCUGCAGAUGCAGCUGUCGCAGCAGAUUCAGGUGCAGCUGGAGCAGCUGCAGAAGUUGCACGAGCUGCAGCACAAGAUGCUCAAGGUGCCCAAGGAGACGGCGCAGCCGGCGGCCCAGCCUCAAGCCGUGCAGCAGAGCUCGGAGCACGUCAACAGACACGUCCCUCCACCCAACCUCGUUCAGCAACACCACCAGCACCAGCCGGCCGCGCAGCAGGGCUCGGAGCACGUCCCCAGGCACGUCCCGCACCCCGAGCAGAGCCACCACCACCACCAGCAGCAGCCGGUCACCGCCGCCAGCCCCGUGGUGUACGCGCCCAUCGCCACGCCGUCGCCGCCGCCGCUGACGGAGCCGCGCUACCCAGAGGAGAGCCAGCCGCUGCACUCCUUUAUCGGGGAGACUACGUCGGCUCCCAUCGGAGGCGCCAUCAGCAACGGCUUCCAGCCCAUCCUGCCUCCGGCGGGACGGCAGCCCGACGCGCAGCACCCGGGCGCCGACGUGGACACCGAGUUCCAGCCCAGCUUCCAGCCCUUCACCGAGGACGCCACCGACCCCGCGCUGCCCUUCUACCUACUCCCGCCCGCCGAGGACAGCGACUCGCAGUUUAACAGCCUCCGAGAGACGGCCGUGGACGCGCCGGCCGCGGAGCUCGGAGACCCAGACAUCAACGACACGUCCGAGUCGACGGCGUCCUCCGAGCUCGACGCCGUCCAAGCCUACCGGCACCCGGUGCGCGGCAGACACAGGCUGCGACCUCCCCGGUGAGAACCAUGAGUGUCGCAAGACCCGCGGAAGCCGUGCGCCGCGAGCGCCGCUGCGGGCGUCGCCCCGCCGUGCCGCCUCCUCGCCGAGGCCCCCGCCCCC
Molecule: messenger RNA, 1471 nt
Organism: Frankliniella occidentalis (western flower thrips)
Lineage: Eukaryota; Metazoa; Arthropoda; Insecta; Thysanoptera; Thripidae
Exons: 4
Coding region: 62-1372 (436 amino acids)
Source: RefSeq, a predicted model, not a curated record